GACUCAGCCACCCACAUCCUGCUCCCUCCUUGUGGUGAGCACAGCCUGGUGACAGUGAGAGAACACCAGCCUGCCUGCUGCUCACAGCCUGCUGUCACAGUGAUGGAGUCCAGCAACGUCCAGGGGAAAAAAGUUGCCAUUGUUGGAGGGGGCCUGGUGGGUGCAUUAAAUGCAUGUUUCUUUGCUAAACGAGGUUUCCAUGUUGAUGUUUAUGAAGCCAGAGAAGAUAUCCGGGUGUCCAGCUUUGCCCGUGGCAGAAGUAUUAACUUGGCUCUGUCACACAGAGGACGCCAGGCCCUGCAGGCUGUGGGGUUGGAAGAGCAGAUUGUAUCCAAAGGCAUCCCCAUGCACGCACGGAGAAUACACACACCGCUGGGGAAGAAGUACUCUAUCCCUUAUGGCAAGAAGAACCAGUACAUUCUCUCUGUGGACAGAGCAAACUUAAACAGAGAGCUGUUAACAGCUGCUGAGAAGUACUCCAACACUAAACUGUACUUCGGACACAAGCUAAUAGAGUGCAAUGCAGAGUUGGGGACAUUAAUCAUUAAAAGGUCUGGCCAGCCACCCCUGGAAGUCACCUACGAUCUCAUUGUGGGAUGCGAUGGAGCCUUCUCGACAGUCAGAAAGCAGUUCAUGAGGCAAACACGCUUCAACUACAGCCAUGAGUACAUCCCUCAUGGCUACAUGGAGCUGACCAUACCUCCCAAGGAUGGAGACUUCGCCAUGGAACCAAACUACCUCCAUAUCUGGCCAAGAAACACCUUCAUGAUGAUUGCACUGCCCAAUAUGGACAAGUCUUUCACCUGCACUCUCUUCAUGCCCUUUGAGGAAUUUGAGAAGCUAAUGACUGGCGAGCAAGUACUGGAUUUUUUCCAGACCUACUUCCUAGACUCCAUCCCCCUCAUCGGAGAGCGAGAGCUGAAGCAUGACUACUUUUUGCUGCCAGCCCAGGCCAUGAUAUCUGUGAAGUGCUCCUCCUAUCACCUCUCUUCCCGCUGUUUGCUGAUGGGAGAUGCCGCUCAUGCUAUUGUGCCUUUCUACGGACAGGGCAUGAACGCAGGCUUCGAGGAUUGCCUGGUCUUUGAUGAAUUAAUGGACCAGUUCCACAAUGACCUGGUUGCCUGCCUCCCUGAAUUCUCCAGACUGAGGGUGCCUGAUGACCAUGCCAUCUCAGAUUUAGCCAUGUACAACUAUGUAGAGAUGCGAGAGCACGUCAAUUCGACAUGGUUCAUUUUCCGGAAGCACAUCAACAACCUCCUCCACACCCUCAUGCCUUCUACCAUCAUCCCACUGUACACAAUGGUGACAUUCAGCAGAAUUCGCUACCACGAGGCACUUCAGCGCUGGAAAUGGCAGGAAAAGAUAAUUAAUCGAGGGCUCUUCAUCAUGGGGGCAGCAGGGCUGGGUGGCACCUACCUGCUCAUAAAGAGACUGACAUGGGGCUGGUACUUCUUCAUACCAAACUUGUGGGGCUGGUGCCAUUACAUCAGGAAUAUUGGAAAUUUUCCUUUCAGCACCCAAGUGGCACCCAAGUGAUAACAGAAGGUUCUGGGGGCAAUAAAAGUGAAGGCUGUUGACUCAG
Molecule: messenger RNA, 1582 nt
Organism: Lagopus muta (rock ptarmigan)
Lineage: Eukaryota; Metazoa; Chordata; Aves; Galliformes; Phasianidae
Gene: KMO
Product: kynurenine 3-monooxygenase
Exons: 15
Coding region: 103-1536 (477 amino acids)
Biological process (GO): quinolinate biosynthetic process; L-tryptophan catabolic process; NAD+ metabolic process
Cellular component (GO): mitochondrial outer membrane
Molecular function (GO): kynurenine 3-monooxygenase activity; FAD binding; NAD(P)H oxidase H2O2-forming activity
Source: RefSeq, a predicted model, not a curated record